UCCUCCUCCCCCUCUCCUUCCCCCUCUCCUCCUCCUCCUCCUCCCCCUCCUCCUUAUGCUAAUCACGCCUCUCCUCUCCUUCCUCACCCGCCGUGCGUCUCUCUGCGCGCCGCCGUGACCGAGCACCGGAUCGGGGCGUCAGAAGAGUGAUUGGGGGAGAGCGGGGGAGAGAGGGGGAGGUGUACAGUUCGGUUCACCGUUUUCUCCGCACCGAGCCUCUCUGCGUUAUUGUGAACAUGAGGCGGCCGCUCGGCGCUCCGCGGACGGACGCGGCGUGUCGGCGCGCAGCAUAAAGGCGGAACCGGAGCCGAGCAGCGGAGCGGCGGAGCGGCGGCCCCGGAUCUGGAUCAGGAUCUGGAGGUUUUGAACAGCUGGAACCAGUUCAGUCCUGCGAUGGCUUCAGCUGUAAAAUGGACGAUUUAAAGCAGAAACAAUGAAAACAAGGACACACAAAGAAUCGAUGCCCAUGCGCAGUGGGCGCCGGCGGGGGGCAAGUGAGGAGCGACGGGGCAGGAGACCACACAGCAGCCCGACGCGACCCGAACGCAACGACAGGCAGACGCAGAGAGGCGCUGCUGAGGAUUUGGCUGCGAGUCGCUUCAGCCGCAGAUCCCAGGGCCAUGAUUCGUCGGAGAGUGAAGGGGAGGAGCUGGUGUCUCCACCGAAGAGGCAGAAAGUUCAGGAUUCGGCCUCGACUCCGAACCCUCCGACCUCAACUCACUCCACCGACAGCUCGGCUCCCUCCACAGUCCCGCCUCCAACCUCUGCCGCCAGCCAAUCCCGCGAGAGCGACAACGAGGACGGCCAAUCGCAGGGCAGCAGGAGUUCAGUGGUGGGCAGCCUGGCCAAUAGCAGCAGCAGUCUGAGCAGCGGGCGGGACAUCGACCAGGACAACCGGUCGUCCUCCCCCAGCCUGUCGGCCUCCCCACUGGGCAGCCUGGACUCUGACUCGGACGGACCCGACUCACCCAAGCAGGGGGACAAAGGAAAGGAGGGGAAGGUGUCGGGGGAGGACAGGAGGCGAGGGGAGGAGUCCUGUGGAGACGAAAAGAGAGACGUGGACGCCCGAUUGGAGGACUGUCCGACACUGAAGCCCCCCUCCACCCCUUGUUCCACUCCCUCCACCGACAGGAAGUCCUUCUUCUCCCUCGACUCCAAGCUCAUGUGUAAAGUCGAGUACGGUGGCAGCGAAGCAGCGCUCGCCAGCAGCAGGAUGACCUCCAAAGCUAGCACUCAGUGCGUUACCAAGACAACCAUCUCCGGGGCUGAUUUCUCCCACAAUAGCCCCAACCUGCCCCACCCACUGCCCCCACCGCUGCCCCCUCCACCGGCCCUGAAGCCCCUGGAGUUCGGGCAGGUGGAGGUGAAGGUGGAGCGGGACAAACCAGACAAACCAGAUAAACUGCUGGACAAGGCGCAGUCCGCCCCCCCCUCACUACUGCCCCAGACCCCCCCUCAGCCCUCCGCCCACCACUACAGCACCCCCAGCUGGCAGGGCGGCACGGCACCUGGUUGCCAGGGGAGCUGGGGCUAUUCCCGUUACCCCGGCAACCACCACCCACCACAGCCCCCAGUGCAACAGCAGCAGCUGCCCUCCGUCUACAACCCCCCCUCCGCUCGUCAUUCUGCCUCCCAGCCCUCUUACCUCCCCCACCCUCACCCCCACCCCCACAGGGAGUACCUGCCCAGGUACGCUGGAGGGGGCGGACAGAGAGAGAGGGGGGCAGGAGAGAGGGAGCGGGGAGUGAGGGGGGAGUGCGGGGGGAGGGAGUUCUCAGCUCCUAUUGGUAGUGGCGGGGGCAGCAGUGGCUGUGGAGGGGGCAGGGAGUUCGGGGCGGUGGGUUCUGGUCCGGGGGGGCGGGACUUCAGUUUCAAUCUGCCCAAUCAGAACCAGAACAGAGACUUUGGCGCAGCUGGAGGGGGGCACCCCAAAGAUGGAGGACGGUGGGGGGACCUGGGGGCGGCGAGCAGGGAGGGGAGCAGUAACCCCCCCACCAGUACCACCCUACCCCAGGGGAACCCCCCCAGCUCCACCAGCCUCCCUGUAACCCCCCACCUGAACCGGGACCCCCCAGCUUCACCCCAGAACAACCCCACCCACCCAACCCUGCCCCCACACCCCCACACUCCAAACUCCUCGAACCGGGACUUCCCCCCCACCAUGGAGCAAACCCCCCCCACCGGACCAGACCACUUCCACAGAGAGUACCCCUCUGCCCCUGCCGUACCGCCUUCCUCCACUGGCACCAAUCGGGAGUACCUGAGCUCACCAGGAGGGGCGCCAAACCUGGGCCGGGAGUACUCUGGGCCGGGUGGGGCACAGCACCCUCACCCGCCUCACCCCCACUACCAGCCCAGAGACAGAGAGCGGGACCCGAACCUGCGGGAGGCGCCGAUGUACCAGAACCGGGGGGGUCCAACUCAACCUCCCACUCUUUCCCCCCCAUCCUCCUCCAGCCAUCAUGGACAUGGCGCUCCCUACCCACCUCCACCUCAAUCCUCCCACACCCAGCCCCCUUCCUCAGGUGUGGCUCCCAACGUACGCCCUGCCCACUACCAGUCCUCCGCCCAGACCCCACCUACCCCACUGUCUCCGCUACCGAGCCCAUCCACCAAUCAGAUGGGGGCCUUCUCCUCGUUCCCUCCUGGCUCCUCCUCGUCAGCGCCCCCCCUCUCUGCUUCAGGUGUGUCCUCCAGCUGCUCACCUGGAUGUCGGCCGUCUUCUUUCCACGGCACAUUAAACAGCCACGCCCCCUUCAGCGGGACAUACCACACUAACGGGGGCGGUGGGGGGAAUAUGGCCAACAGCAGCAACAGUAGCACAGCCAACAGCAGCAACCCGCAGUCUCUAUCGCCUCAGAGCGCCGUGAAGGCCCCACCCCCACUUAGUAACGCCAACAGUGGCAUCCCGACGCCAACCACCGGAUCUGCGCUACCCACCGGAGACGGACACUCAGAUUCAGGCCCACCCCCAACUCCUGUCAUCAAGGAAGAACCAAUGGAAGAAAGGGAUGAAAACGAGAGCCCGCCACCGGUGCUGAGAAGCCCAUCUCCUGAGCCAAAACCUGUGGACAUUCCCAUCCACGCCAGCCAAUCAGCACGGUUCCACAGGGUUCUGGACCGUGGCAGUGGGAACUCAUGCGCCCGCAGCGACGUCCUUUUCGUUCCGCUGGACGGAUCCAAACUGUGGAAGAAGAGGAACGAGAUGAUUGAACGAGCUCGCAGGGAGGUGGAGCAGCGAGCUCGCGACCUGAGGGAGAAAGAGCGGGAACGAGAGAGGGAACGCGAGCGUGAGCGCGAGCUCGACCGACACCUGCAGCAGCAGAAGGAUGUCAGUGCUGCUGGCGGCCCUCGCCAGGCCUCCUCGCUCUUCUUUCCCUCCUCGUCCUCCAUCAUCCUCGACCCUUCAUCAUCUUCCUCUUCCUCGGCCAACCCCAUCUCCCACCCGCCUCCUCACCCCCAGCACCAUCCCUCACACCCGCACGCUCACCUGCCUCCAACACACCAUCUCCACCCCUCGCUGUCCCACACCAUCCCCCACUCCCUGCUGCUGCCAUCCAUGGGCGGAGCUUCAGCCGUGGUUGGUGGCCCUCAGGCCCUGGGGAUUGGUUUAGGAGGUCCAUAUUUGGGCCCUGACACUCCAGCACUGAGGACUCUAAGUGAAUACGCACGCCCCCACGCCAUGUCUCCGCUGGGGGCAGCGAGUCGAGCCCAGGCGCACCAUCCCCAGGUGCACCACGGACAUCCCCAUGUUCACCCAUCCUUCUUCCUGCCUCAGUUCCAGAACCACGCUCUGGCACACCCCCAUCACCUGCCCACUGAUGCAGCCACGGCAGCAGCCAUCCUUGGCUUCCUGUACGGCGGCAGCCUGGAGGGGGGUCCAGGUAUGGGAGGUCCCCCCGGUGUGGCAGGGGGACCGAUGCCUGGGGCCAUUGGGGCAGCAGGGUUGGGAGGAGUAGGCUUCCCUCAUGCGGUGGCGGCGCAUCGAGACCGGAUAAAGCCAGGCUUUGAGUUUAAGAGCGAUGAGCGUGUUUACCCGCCCGGGUCGAUUCCGGACCCGGCAGCGCUCGCCCUCGCUCAUUCGCACUCGCACGCCCAUGCCCAUGCUCAUGCCAACGCUCACGCACAUGCUCACUCCCUGCUCCUGGGAGGUGGAGCCGCAGGAGCCAAUGAGGUGUCAUUGUACGGCACUCCUCCUCCCCCAGCUCCACCUGGACCCCCACACCUUCAGAACCCUACACUCGGCCCAGUGACCCGUCCUCCCAACCCUCCUGCCCCCCAGUCCCUGUCCAAUCUGCCCCCUUCCUCUCUCCUGCCUCCCUCUCUCCCCUCUCACCCUUCUUCUGCCCCUCCACCCGCCCCCCCUGCCCCAGUGGUCUCCACAGCUCCACCCUCAGCCCCUCCCCAACUGGUGCCACCCACCUCCAGCAGCACCUCCCUCCAUCACCCCGUCCCCCAUUCUUCUUUUCCCACCUCCCUGUCCUCCCACCUGCCCCCACCUCCUCCAGCCGCCCCACCUGAGAACUACCCCACCCCCACUCGUUCCCCGCCUCCUAUGAGCCGGGAACGGGACAGAGACCGGGAUAGGGACCGGGAUCGAGACCGGGCAGCACUGCCUCCAUUCACAGAGCGAGAAAGAGAACGAGAGCGAGAACGAGAGCGAGGAGGCAGCGGGGCAGGAGGGGGCAGUGGAGGCGGGACAGGAGGGGCAGGAGAGAACCUGGGCCGACUCCAGAUGUUGAACGUGACGCCGCAUCACCACCAGCACUCACACAUCCACUCACAUCUGCACCUGCACCAGCAAGACACAGCGGCGGGCGGGGUUCACCCCCUGAUGGACCCGUUGGCGUCGGGGUCUCCUUUGGCUCGCCUCCCCUACCCCGGGGCCACGCUCGCCACCCCCAUCCUGGCUCACCCCCUCACUGACAGCGAGGUGCUCCGCCAGCAGCUGUUCGGUGAGGAGAAGGCUCCUCGUCCAUGUGCUCCGUUCCGUGACCUGCCCCAGACGUCCUCCCUCAGCGGGCCCAUGUCAGCCGCCCACCAGCUGCAGGCCAUGCAGCAGGCCCAGAGCGCCGAGCUGCAGAUCCAGAGACUGGCCCUGGAACAGCAGUGGAUCCACCACCACCACCACCACUCCCUCACCCAGGACGAGUACUACAGUCACCUGAAGAAGGAGAGCGAUAAAACCCUGUGAGGGGGCAGAACCAGGAGGUCAACACAGAAAACUAAAGCACUGAAACUACGAAGAACAAAGACUCAGACUGACGCUGACGAUGAGGAAUUCGUGGAACAGCGGAUCUGAAGGAUCGGCAGCCGGAGGAGGCGACGAGCUGCAGUUUUGUAUCGUGUACAGUACCUUAGAUUUGAAGUACGGUCUGUGUAAAAUACUUGAAGGAAUGUGUACAUGAGUCUUUUCUGUCAUUGCAUGUAGCUCUAGAUGCUUCUUCUGAACUGGUGGAACUUUGGUUCUCUUUUUAGUACCGAGCCCUCCUUUGUACUGAGGGUUCUAUAUGCAUGAGACCAGCAGUUAGUGUUCUGUUCUGUUUCCAAUCAAUAGUAUUGUUCUUCUGAUUAAUGUCGUCUGUUUGUUGAUAAUGAUAUAAUUAUAUAUACAGCACAUAUUAUUUGUAUUAUUUUUUUACAUUUUCAUGGUAUGGCAGUCGGUUUUUAUUUUUGAUUUGACUUGUGAAACAAGAUGCAAACGAAGGUGAAAAAAUCUGGAAAUAAAUUAUAAUCUUUCUUUUGCUA
Molecule: messenger RNA, 5748 nt
Organism: Acanthochromis polyacanthus (spiny chromis)
Lineage: Eukaryota; Metazoa; Chordata; Actinopteri; Pomacentridae
Gene: atn1
Product: atrophin 1
Cellular component (GO): nucleus
Molecular function (GO): transcription corepressor activity
Source: RefSeq, a predicted model, not a curated record